GCUGCUUGGGUUUCUCCAGUAUAGCACACCAGCUUUUCAACUGCUGCUCUCGAACCCCUGCUUACAUCAUGGCCUUCACUAGGAAAACAUCUUACAGUGCCAAGUCUUCUUCUUCUUCUUCUUCUGGAAUGGCUCCUCUGAACUUCAGCAGCAUGUCCUACUCUGGAUCCAGCGGUCGCCAACAGAGCUACUCAGCGACCAGCUCCUUUGGAGGGGUCAACCGCAGCCUGGCAGGUGGACUUGGAGGAGCUUAUGGAGGAGCCUACGGAGGUGGUAUGGGUCUAGGCAUGGGAAUUGGAAUGGGCAUGGGUAUAGGUGGCUCUUCUGUGGCCCCCAUCACCGCGGUGUCAGUCAACAAGAGGCUCCUGGCUCCUCUUAACCUGGAAAUCGACCCCACCAUCCAGGCAGUCCGCACCCAAGAGAAAGACCAGAUCAAGUCCCUCAACAACCGCUUCGCCUCCUUCAUCGACAAGGUACGCUUCUUAGAGCAGCAGAACAAAAUGCUCGAGACCAAAUGGACCCUCCUCCAGGAGCAGACCACCACCCAUUCCAACAUCGACGCCAUAUUCAAGGCCUACAUCGCCAACCUGCACCAACAGCUCGACAGUCUGGACCACGACAAGACGAGGCUAGAGGCCGACCUGAACAACAUGCACGGUUUGGUGAAGGACUUCAAGAAUAAGUAUGAAGAUGAAAUUACCAAGCGUACCGAAGCAGAGAAUGACUUUGUCUUCAUUAAGAAGGAUGUGAAUGAUUCCUACAUGAGUAAAGUUGCGCUGGAGGCUGAGCUGGAGAGCCUUACAGAUGAGAUCAACUUCCUCAGAGAGAUUUUUGAAGAGGAGGUCUGUGAGCUGCAGUCGCAGAUCAAGGACACCUCUGUGGUGGUGGAGAUGGACAACAGCAGAAAGCUGGACAUGGACGCCAUCGUGGCUGAGGUCAGCUCUCAAUAUGAAGACAUCGCCAAGCGCAGCCGCGCUGAGGCUGAGACGUGGUACAAGUGCAAGUUUGAGGAAAUGCAGACAUCGGCCAACCAGUACGGAGAUGACCUCAGGUCAACGAAGACAGAAAUCGCAGAUCUCAAGCGCAUGAUCCAGAGAUUGCAGUGUGAAAUCGAGGCUGUGAUGCGGCAACGUGCCAACCUGGAGAGUCAGAUUGCUGAGGCUGAGGAAGGUGGGGAGAUGGCAGUGAGGGACGCCAAGUCUCGCAUCAAGGAUCUGGAGGAGGCUCUGCAGAAAGCCAAGAAGAACAUGGCACACCAGAUCAGAGAGUACCAGGACUUGAUGAACGUCAAACUGGCGCUGGACAUUGAGAUCGCCACCUACAGAAAACUCCUGGAAGGAGAAGAAGACAGACUGGCAAUGGGAAUCAAGACCAUUAACAUCUCCAAACAGAACACAAGCUACAGUUCCCUUCCAUUGGAGAGUGCUAAAAGUGCCUACAACAGCUACUCCAGCUCCAGUUACUCCAAUGGUUUUUCCAGCGCCUGCAGUGGUGGUUCCAGCUCCAGCUCCAGCUCCAGCAGUGGAUAUGGCACCAACAGCUACAGUGACAGCAGUGCUUCCCAGAUGAAGAAAAGUGUCGUCAAGAUGAUCAAGACCAAGUGCGGCAAAUUCGUGUCCGACUCUUCUGAGGUCAUCCAAGAUUGAGAACCUUGUCAUGUUCCUCUUUCAGCCUGUAAACCAGCAAGAUAAUGGUCCAAUGCAUGCAGUCAUAAUGGGAUGCAGACAGGAAGCGAUCUGUAAAGCAAUAAAUGUCUUUACUAUGACCAAAGGAUUUGCAUUGGACCAAUUGAAUCCCAGUCUGAUCCACACAGCUGUACUGUCUUGCACAACAUGUCUUCAGGGCUGAACCCUUGUGGUUGAGAAUUUUAGAUUUUCCACCAAGACAGACCACUUUUUAGACUCUCAAUGCACUGUAACAGUUGGUUUUACAUUUACAUUUAUGUUUAUGAAGGUUUAUGUUCACAAUAGUGUGAAAGUAGUGUUCUGUGCCUGUUCUGUAGAAAAUAUCUACAUAUUGUAUGUUGUAUACAGCCACAAAAAUGCAUAUUAUUUUUAAUAUAUUUACUUCACUGAAUUAUUUUCUAUUAUUGGUAACUUUUAACUUUCAACUGCAUUAUGUGAAAUACUGUAUGUAGUUUUUUUUUGGCUUAUGUGUGCACAGAAUAAAAUAAAUGAAUCAACACAUCAAAACAAAA
Astyanax mexicanus (Mexican tetra) is the source of this 2197-nucleotide messenger RNA. RefSeq names its product keratin, type II cytoskeletal 8-like. Lineage: Eukaryota; Metazoa; Chordata; Actinopteri; Characiformes; Acestrorhamphidae. Gene Ontology annotation, cellular component: keratin filament. The transcript has a single exon. Gene Ontology annotation, molecular function: structural constituent of skin epidermis. Gene Ontology annotation, biological process: intermediate filament organization; keratinization. The record is from RefSeq and is a predicted model, not a curated record. Bases 69 to 1646 code for a protein of 525 amino acids.